AUGGAUCGAGUGAUGAGUCAAAGUUCUGGGUCUGAUGCAAAUUCAGGGAGACGUUCUGGGGGUCCUAUCUGCAAUUGUGGAAAAGCGAUUAUUGUUGUAAAAUCGUGGACAAACGAUAAUCCAGGAAGAAGAUUCUACAAAUGUGCUGUUCAUGGGUUCUUUGGUUGGGCAGAUGAAGAAAAGCCGUGUGGUUGGCAGAAGAUUAGCUUAUUAGAAGCAAGAGAUGAGCUUCGUCAUCAGAAAGAUGAAAUCAAACUGCUUAAGGAAUCUCUAAAAGCCAUGAAUGAACAUGGUCUGAGUGGUGCGACGACGACGAUGCAUACUGGGUUAGUAAACAAAUACGAGCAAGAGAAGAAUCAUCUUGAAAAUGAAGUUAUGGCAGCUACUGAGAGAGAGAUAAUGCUCCGACAGUUCAUCGUGUUGUCUUGGAGAGGGUUCAUUGUAGUAAUUGGGAUGAUACUAGGAUUGGGAAAGUAG
Camelina sativa (false flax) is the source of this 477-nucleotide messenger RNA. RefSeq lists its product as uncharacterized. Gene Ontology annotation, molecular function: zinc ion binding. Lineage: Eukaryota; Viridiplantae; Streptophyta; Magnoliopsida; Brassicales; Brassicaceae. The record is from RefSeq and is a predicted model, not a curated record.